This is a messenger RNA of Girardinichthys multiradiatus, 1925 nucleotides long. Its product is annotated as leucine-rich repeat-containing protein 3-like. The transcript is spliced from 2 exons. Gene Ontology annotation, cellular component: membrane. The record is from RefSeq and is a predicted model, not a curated record. The coding region runs from base 338 to 1165 and encodes 275 amino acids. Gene Ontology annotation, molecular function: protein binding. Lineage: Eukaryota; Metazoa; Chordata; Actinopteri; Cyprinodontiformes; Goodeidae.
CCCGGAAAGGCUGCAAUUCCUGCGGAGGACGGUGUCCGGCGGAAAGCUCAGAUAGGAGGCUGCCGGUCCGGUAACACAGACCGGACUUACCUCGGGGAAUGCACAGUGAUCCAGAGCUGUCAGGGUUCUUCCAUUCAGUGGAGAAGAUACGCCCUCCAACCUGCGCUUACAACAAUGGCUCACCCUGUCAAAAUAUUUUCCACUCUCUUCUCAGGGACAAUCCAUGGCCAAGUUGCUCUUUGACUUCUCAUUUAGAGAGUAUGCAAACAUUCGGGCUUGUGCCCUCUUAUAAGCUGGAUCUGGGUUUGGUAAAUGAUGAGAAAGAAUGUCUGGGUAAAUGUCAAAAGGACUCUUUGGACCUUUAACUCAACAGCUAAUGGGGGCUUCUCAAAGGUGCAGAGCCGGCAUAAAGCAUCCUUUCCAUGGUUCUUAUUUCUUUGCUGGAACUUUGCUGCUACUUUCCUAUGUCACAGUAAAGGCUUGUCCGAAGAUCUGCCACUGCUCGGACAGGAAUGGCAUUGUUGUGCAGUGCACCUCGCGCAAUCUGGAGAACAUCCCAGCUAACUUACCGAAGGACACCAUUGUUCUCUUGUUGUCGUCAAACCGAAUCAGGCACAUCCCAAAGGAAUCCUUCACAGACCUUAAGCGUCUCAGGGAGCUGGAUUUAUCCCACAACAUGCUCGAGAGCGUGGAAGUCGGCUCCUUCCAAGGAGUUGUGGACAGCCUGCGGACCUUGGAUCUUUCAAACAACCAACUCAGCAGUCUCCCAAGGGAGACCUUUGCCAAGCUGCAUGCCCGAAUCCGCCUCUCUAACAACCCCUGGCAUUGUGAGUGCUCCCUCCAGGAGGUUUUAAGGGAGCUGAGGCUGGAUCCAGAGACGGUCAAUGAGGUCAGCUGCCACACUUCCGUGCAGGAGGAGUACGUGGGACAGCCGGUGAUCCAAGUCUUGGACUCGGGGAUCAACUUUUGCAAUUUCCACCACAAAACGACAGACGUGGCCAUGUUCGUGGCAAUGUUCUGCUGGUUCUUCAUGGUAACAGCUUACAUUGUUUAUUAUAUCAAACACAACCAGGAGGACACCAGGAGGCACAUGGAGUACCUAAAGUCCUUGCCCAGUACAUCCCAUAUCAGCAAGGACUACGACACAGCCAGCAGUGUGUUUUAGUCUCAGAGACAAGGAGUAUACACACAUAAAAGCGUAUUUCUGCCGAGAGUUAUGUGCAAUGCUGUGAAAAAGCAUUUCCUCCAUCACAUAUUUUUACUUUUAUUGCUUAUUUGUCCCACAGUUUUCAGAUAAAACAAAUUUUAGCAUUAAAAAGAGAUGAUGUGAGUAAAAACAAAAAAGUAGCUAAAGAAAUUAAGGAACAAAUGAAAAACAAUGUAAUUCACAUCUAUCAGCCUGGAAAGGGUUAGUAAGUCAUUUCUGAGUCUCCAGUGAACCACGGUGAGUCAUUCUCCACAAAUAGAGAAAUAUGGUACAGGAAAGACUGGCCUACCAAAUUACUGCAAGAGUGCAUCUACAACUCAUCCAGGAGGUUACAAAAAAUCCCAGAGCAACGUUUAAAGCAAUGCAGAUCUUACUUUCUUCAGGUUUUUCAAAACAUUUGGAAAAAUGUUCUGUUGACUGACGAAACAAAAGUGGAACUUUUUGGAAGGUGGGUCCUGUUACAUCUGGCAUUAAACAUUCAGCGUUUCAGAAAAAGAACAUCAUACAUGGCGGUGGUAGCGUGAUGGUCUGGAACUGCUAUGCUGCUUCAGGAUGGCUUGCUUUAAUUGAUGGAACCGGGGAUUCUGCUCUCCAGCAGAAACUCCUACUCUCCUAUGUGGCUGAAUUAAAACAAGUCUGCAAAGAAGAGUGGGUCAACAUUGUUGCCACCAAAGGUAGCAGAACUGGAUAUUCCAUCAGGGUAGCAGUUGUUUUUUAA